Molecule: messenger RNA, 454 nt
Organism: Meloidogyne enterolobii
Lineage: Eukaryota; Metazoa; Nematoda; Chromadorea; Rhabditida; Meloidogynidae
Source: the annotation of a GenBank genome assembly
GAUUCUAACAAAAGAGAAUAAGCGUCGUUUAAGUCAAGAAAUGAGAAAAGGAAAACAACAAUUACCCCCACAAAAUAAUUUAAAUGAAAGUACAAAACAAGUAAAUUUAUUAAAAGAAGAAAUAAAAAAAGAAAAUAAUACAAAUCAAAAUAAAUUUAAAAAAUUAGAAAAAGAUUUGUUAGAAAUCCAAAAAUUAAUUGAAAAUAAAGAAAAAAUGAAAAAUAACGAAUUAAUUUUAAAUGAUGGAAAUAAUAAAAGAAAAAUGGCCGAAAUUGAAAAAAUAAUUUACUCGAACAAAAAUGGUGUAGAUUAUUUAAGUAAUGAACAAAAAAAUAUUGAAUAUAAAAUUGAGGAAUUUGAUAAGGAAAAGAAUGAAUUGUAUAGAGAAUUGACAGAACAUAAAGAAUUUAUUAAUGUAAAAAUAUUUUUGAUAGGAAAUUUUUGGAGGGAAUAA